CCCCGCCUCUAUGUAAAUGAAGUGGGCGGAUUCGCCAAUCCGCGGGCGGGCUGGCGCCGUCACGUGGCGCGGCGCUUCCUUUCUCUGUGCGCCUCUCUUUCCUUCUUUAGCCGCCAUCUUGUUCUCGCCGCGUGUUGGUAGCGGGGGCUCUGCCGCGCUCAGACGUAGCACUAUGAACCAAGAAAAACUGGCCAAGCUUCAAGCGCAGGUCCGAAUAGGAGGAAAGGGAACAGCUCGCAGAAAGAAGAAGGUGGUGCACAGAACAGCUACAGCUGAUGACAAAAAACUUCAAAGUUCCCUCAAAAAACUGGCAGUAAAUAACAUUGCUGGCAUUGAAGAGGUGAACAUGAUAAAAGACGAUGGAACAGUUAUUCACUUCAACAACCCCAAGGUUCAAGCUUCCCUCUCUGCCAACACUUUUGCAAUUACUGGUCAUGCAGAGGCUAAACCGAUCACAGAAAUGCUUCCGGGCAUCUUAAGCCAGCUUGGUGCUGACAGCUUAACAAGUCUCAGGAAGUUAGCUGAACAAUUCCCAAGACAAGAAACUAUGAGCUUCAUGGAAGAUGUGUGGCAUCACUGCUGCUGCUGUCCCCCAUCCUUUGGCUCUCCCUGCCCCAGCACUCACCGGGCUCCUCCCUGCGUCCUCUCUCCUCCUACCGAGACCGGCAGCUUUCCCUCUCCUCCUUCAGGUUCACAGACCUGCGGAUCUGGAGGAACUGGUGAAAGAAAUAAUGAGAAAAAAAUGAUAUUACAGCAUUGCCCCUCCGGGCCCCAGUGCUGCACACCAGUGUCUGUGAGGCACAGAGAUGGGAUGUGUCCCUGUUCGCUGAGCUCUGGCAGCACAAGCAAUACAGGGAGUCAGAAAUUGCAGUUUUUGACCUUCACCUGUUUAUUUUGUCUGUGUUCCCACCUUGGACUUCGAUUUCUAUUUAGGUGCCUCCCACACCACCACAGAACAGCAGAGCUUCUCUAACUCAGUAACACGGCCUCCUCAGCUCUGCCCAUAACCCUCACCCUGUCAAUAGGGACAGGACUGAGGAAUUCAAAACUGAAAAUGACACCAUAUAAAGAUGCAGAGAAACUUGUGAUUUAAAGAUAAAUUCAAAACAUCAUAAUCUGUACAGAAGAAGGAAAGGAUGUAUAUAGCAGAAAUAAACAGAAUUGAGGGUUACAUAGAGAACAAUUUUUCUUCCGUGAGGGGAAGAAGGGGUAUCAACUUAAAUUGUGCAGUAAAGCAUUUACAUCUGCUGGAAGAAAAUACUUUUAAAGUACCACAAUUAAUGCAUGGAACUCACUGUUACAAGACAUCACAGACUAAAACAGGAUUUAAAAUGAUUAGAUGUUUUUCUGUGUAAAAUGUGUCUCCAUUUAUACAAGUACAAUGAUGAACAGAUUUGUUUGAUUUGAGUACUGAAUUUGUAAAAAAUUCUGACAGCUUUUUUGGUCAUAGAAUACAGUUAUGCUGGAAGAAACGAAAGAAAAGACACAUCAAAAUAUAUCACUUCAAAAGUCAUAAUAAUGAGUUAUUUAAUAAUACCAA
Molecule: messenger RNA, 1540 nt
Organism: Cinclus cinclus
Lineage: Eukaryota; Metazoa; Chordata; Aves; Passeriformes; Cinclidae
Gene: BTF3L4
Product: basic transcription factor 3 like 4
Exons: 5
Coding region: 17-973 (318 amino acids)
Source: RefSeq, a predicted model, not a curated record